AUGUCUUUCUCCGGUCGCCGAGUCUCGAUCCUUCGUCAAGCUCUACAACAGUCGCCAGAUGGCAGACGCUUCAGCGUUCACAAGGAACCCACCGAACAGGAACGCGCGUCCACACCGCAUCUCAACUUGAGAGAGCACCCCUCUCACAAGCCUCAUGCUGGCCUCGAUACUUCGCGGGCCUCGACGGGCGUAGUCUGGACCACGGAACAGGCCUCACAGCAUGGCUUCCUCGAAGAUCCUCACUCCUGGGCCAACUUAGGCCAGGGUGCCCCGGAGGUCGACGAUGACAUCGAAGGUAGCUUUCCCCGCCCAACCUCGAUCGACAUCAGCGUCAAUGGUCGAGAGUAUGGCCCCACAGCCGGCAUCAAGCCCCUUCGUGAAGCUGUGGCCAAUCUUUAUAACGUCCAGUAUCGCCAGGGCAAAGCUUCCCAAUACACCUGGGAGAAUGUCUGCAUUGUUCCUGGUGGUCGUGCUGGUCUCAUCCGUAUCGCUGCUGUUCUCGGCAACGUGAUGCUCGGCUUCUUCAUUCCUGAUUACACCGCAUACAAUGAGAUGUUAUCGUUGUUCAAGAACUUCGUCGCCAUCCCCACACCGCUAUCCAGUGAAGACGGCUACCACGUCCACGCCGACAAAGUCGCCGAGGAACUUGCCCGAGGCACCCGUGUGAUCCUUACAUCCAACCCCCGAAACCCCACGGGCCAUGCUUUGAGCGAGGAGGAAUUGAAACUCAUCCAAGACAUUUGCCGCGAUCGCGCCACCCUCAUUUUCGAUGAGUUCUACGCUGGCUAUGACUAUCGCGGCGACGACGGCCAGACAAUCUCCUCCGCCUCCAACAUCAUGGACGUCGACGCCGAUGACGUUAUCAUCAUCGACGGCCUCACCAAGCGGUUCCGCCUUCCAGGCUGGCGUGUCGCCUGGAUCGUCGGCCCCAAAGAGUUCAUCUCCGCCCUGGGCUCUUGCGGCUCUUACCUCGACGGUGGCACCAACGUGCCUUUCCAAGAAGCCGCCGUGCCCAUGCUAGACCCGCCUCUGGUUCACUCCGAGAUGGCGGCCCUCCAGCGCCAUUUCCGUGCCAAGCGCGAUUAUGUCCUCGGCCGCCUCAGGGACAUCGGCUUCCGCGCCGGCGGACAGAACGUUCCUGACAGCACUUUCUACAUCUGGCUCGAUCUCACAACCCUCGACCCUCCAGUGCCAGCCGGCAGCCCUAUCGACAUCUCGAAUGGGCUGUCCUUCUUCCACGCCCUCCUCAAGGAGAAAGUCAUUGUCGUUCCGGGCAUUUUCUUCGACCUCAACCCCGCCCACCGCCGCGACCUCUUCGACUCACCCUGCCACCACUUCGUGCGCCUCAGCUACGGGCCCAAGAUGGAAGUCCUGGAGAUGGGCCUGGACGGCAUCGAACGCGUCGUGCGCCGCGCCCGAGGCGAAUUAAGCGGCGGUCUGCCCUUCCGAGGACAACAGUGGGAAGCAGGGCGGGAGGGCAGCGCCAUCGCCGAUGAGCCCGACAGUCCGAAGUCGGCGAGGAAACGGCAUUCGGGACAGGGGAUGGGCGAGAGGCAUCGCUGA
Messenger RNA from Cyphellophora europaea CBS 101466, 1563 nucleotides. RefSeq lists its product as uncharacterized. NCBI's taxonomy places the organism in Eukaryota, Fungi, Ascomycota, Eurotiomycetes, Chaetothyriales, Cyphellophoraceae. The record is from RefSeq and is a predicted model, not a curated record. The transcript has 2 exons. Gene Ontology annotation, molecular function: pyridoxal phosphate binding. Gene Ontology annotation, biological process: biosynthetic process. Bases 1 to 1563 code for a protein of 520 amino acids.